AUGGCGCGAAGAUCGCUGGCAGAGCAGUAUGCUGAAUUGGAUGAUCCUACUCCUAAAGAUUUCGACCCCGAGGAUUUGGAGCGCGCCGGUCCGGACAGCGACGAUGAUGAGAGCGGUCGAGAUGUCGAUGAGAAUGCCGGUAGAGAGCAUUAUCAAGCUGUAGGCAAAGCGAAGCUUCGGAAACAGGACCCAAUCACCCUGGGAAAGCAGUAUGCCGGCUCCAAGGUCAGCAGAGACGCCCUCGAGGCUGAGAGCGAUGACGAUCCGUUCAAAGCGCGUUCCGGGGACGAGGAGAGCGACAGUGAUGAUGACGAUGAGGAAGAGGGUCUCGAGCUGGGGAGCGACGAAGAUGACGACGAGGGCUCUGAGGAAAGUGAAGAGGAGGCACCUAAGAAGUCCAAUAUCUCUGGGAAGAAGGGAAAGCGGGAUGUGGAUCUCGACAUGGAAACCGAUGGGUCGGACGAACUUGAAGGGAGCGAGGAAGGCUCUGAUGAGGACGAGCUGCCCUCUGAUAUGGACGAUGACGACGACGAUGAGGACGACGACGAGGAGGAGGACGAUGAGGAUGAAGACGAAUCCGAGGACGAGGAACAAUCCAAACCCUCCAAACGUCGCGUCAAAUUCAACGAGUCCGCCAAAUCCGAUGACCGGGACGAGCUGCGCCGACUGAUGGCCACCGACCAGAAGAGCAUCGCGGCCACCAUCUCGCAAGCCGCCAAGUCCGACGCGAUCAAGGGCAAAGCCGUCAAGCAACAGCGCGCCACCUUCGACGCCCUUCUCAACACCCGCAUCAAGCUCCAGAAGGGCCUGACGGUCAUCAACCAGCUCUCGCUCGCCGACCAGGACACGGAGAGCGCCGACGGCGAAGCCAUCAAAUCCGCCGAAUCGGCCGCCCUGGCCCUCUGGUCCACCCUGGAAGACCUGCGCCUGGCCCUAGCCGACGCGCACUCCCCGGACGAGUCCAAGAAGCGAAAGAGACCCUCGGCCGCCUCGCCGAGCACGUCCUCGGCCUCGCUAUGGAAGCGCAUGACCGACCUGGAAUCCGACUCGAACACCCACCGCCGCGCCAUCCUGGACAAAUGGUCCUCCAAGGUGCGCGGCUCCAACGCCGCGGCGGCGCCGAACGCUCGCGGAAAGCUUCUGGGCGCCGCGACCGGCAGCCAGCAGACCAUCACCGCCGUUUUGGACGCCCAGGUUGCGUCCGAGACCGGCGACCGCGCUGCGAAGCGUGCGCGCGCCUCGAAUGGUGCCAGCGAGGACCGCGAGCCUGUCUACGACGACACCAUCUUCUACCAAUCGCUGCUGCGGGAUCUCGUCGAACAGCGCAUGUCCUCGUCCGAUGCCAUCACCAACGGCAUCGAUACCUUGCAUAUCCAGCUGCCGUCUCGUCUUUCCUCGAUUCACCCGGUCACCGGCAUGCGCAAGGAUAAGGUCAAGAGGGACAUUGACACUCGUGCGUCCAAGGGCCGGAAGAUGAAGUUCGACGUUCACGAGAAAUUGCAGAACUUCAUGGCCCCCGAGGACCGCGGUUCGUGGACAACCCACGCCCGAGAGGAGUUCUUUGCGUCGCUGCUUGGAAAGACUGCCAGUGGUCUACUAGGAGAAGACGAUGAGGAGGAUGCGAGUGGCGCUGAGAGUGAUGAGGAUCGGGAAGAAGGCGGAUUGAGGCUCUUCCGGAGCUAG
This is a messenger RNA of Aspergillus melleus, 1683 nucleotides long. It is a transcript of the gene BFR2, whose product is annotated as AATF family protein. The coding region runs from base 1 to 1683 and encodes 560 amino acids. Gene Ontology annotation, biological process: maturation of SSU-rRNA from tricistronic rRNA transcript (SSU-rRNA, 5.8S rRNA, LSU-rRNA). Lineage: Eukaryota; Fungi; Ascomycota; Eurotiomycetes; Eurotiales; Aspergillaceae. Gene Ontology annotation, cellular component: nucleus; nucleolus. The transcript is spliced from 3 exons. The record is from RefSeq and is a predicted model, not a curated record.